UUAACCAUUUUCGAUAUAAGUUCGAAAUGUUUUUUACUUUAUUUUUUCUAGAGAAAUUUUUUUUUCUCUAAACUUAUCCAAAUAGAUUCUCAUUAUAUAACCAUAUAAUUAAUGCUAUAAAGUGAUUCAAGACCAUUCUAUAUAUAUAUUUCCUGCAGAAUAACCAGCUUCAGAGCAAGACACAACAUCGCCAACAUUCACCGUGGCCAUGGAUUCAGAUUCCCAUGCUUUGUCAGAGUCUUGGACAAUAGGGGAGAGGGUGUGUGCGGCGUUGAUGCCAUUCAUAGCGGUGGUUGAGGUUCUGAUGUUGGCUGUGACAGGAUGCUUCAGCAUUAUUCAGAACCAUAAACGUGCCUACACUGCUAAGGAUUUUGCAAGCCUCGCUCAUCAAACCAGAUUCACAGUUAAUGAAGUGGAAGCAUUGCAUGUGCUGUUUAAAAGGUUAAGUAGCACCCUAAUUGAUGAUGGCUUGCGUCACAGAAAAAUACUUUUAAAAAUAGAUAUUUAA
This is a messenger RNA of Cajanus cajan (pigeon pea), 508 nucleotides long. Lineage: Eukaryota; Viridiplantae; Streptophyta; Magnoliopsida; Fabales; Fabaceae. The record is from RefSeq and is a predicted model, not a curated record.